Messenger RNA from Penicillium angulare, 2379 nucleotides. RefSeq lists its product as uncharacterized. The transcript has 7 exons. Bases 1 to 2379 code for a protein of 792 amino acids. NCBI's taxonomy places the organism in Eukaryota, Fungi, Ascomycota, Eurotiomycetes, Eurotiales, Aspergillaceae. The record is from RefSeq and is a predicted model, not a curated record. Gene Ontology annotation, molecular function: ATP hydrolysis activity; ATP binding.
AUGGCCCUAGUUCAGCGUGAUACCAAAGUGUCUUCCUCCGAGCACAGCAUGGCGUCUGAGAAAACUGCUUCUGCCUGUCAACAAGACCCGACUCCGCCGGAUAGCCCCAAUAGCGACUUUACUAAACCUCAAGAAAACGAGCUGAAGAAGCUCCUUGGGAGUGUACUAUCCAAAUUCGAAGGUCCUCCGAACAGCCCCGUCUGCCAGGGAAAUUAUCAACCAGGACCAGAUGCAAUUGAAUUGCAGAUAUUGCUUGCGCAGUUCAUCCGCGGUAAACAGUUGUCUACGGUGGUCGAAAAUACCAAGUCUCGUUUUGAUGGCAGUGAACAAGAGUCCGCCACUCCGCUGAUAGGCGAAGCAAAUCCCCCGAUCUGUACCACACCGGGUGAUUUCAAGUCGUUUGAAAAAUGGGCAUCAAAAUCCCAAUUCAUAACAGUUUUGGAAACCUGGGACAAGGAAGCAAGCAAAUACAAGAUAGCAGAGCCGGUGGACGCCAGCUGCGGUCCGGACAACUAUGCUGAAUAUGCAUUCGUUGUACGCAAACGUGUGGAUCGAGAUACCGGGGAGGUGACGCUGUACAUAGAUGUCAAAUCGGAAGGCUUGCGUAACAUACUUCGUGAGGUGCUGCACGACAUCAAAUCUAUUAGCCUGAUGGAGGACAAGCCAUCGAUUGAGCAAAACGUCCUUUUCCAUUUCCUCCCCGGAUUCGGAGAAUAUGCGAAUCAUAUGGAAAACGGUCCGGACCGCGGGUCGGCACAUGCGCAGCAUCUCCGCCUGCUCAUUGACCACCUCAAACACGCAUAUGCUCCUAUCUCGCAACGUCUCGAGUCAAUGUUACAGCACGGCCAUAUUACUUACGACCUUCUUUGGGCACUUUUCAAGCCUGGUUGCCAUAUGUAUACCACAUGUAUUGGCACAAAAGAGCCACGGUGCGUCAUUUUCGACGCAGGGGAAGAGUUAACAAGACAUGACGAGACGUGGUUCAAUCUCGAAUGCCGAUUCCUUGAUUACGACGGAGUCAAGUUCGGCGAGGCCGGAAUCUUUCUGCGUGUGCCAAAGUUCCGAGGGUCAAAGCCGAUCGCGACUCUUGAGGCUUACCCUCUCCGCCACCAUCCGAGUCACGAGCAAGUCCGAAAAGACCUAGUCGAGAGAGGCGAAAGGUUUCGAGAUUUUGCUGGCUCGCAUAUUCAGCACUGCCAAGGCAAUGCAUUCUUUAUGCACAAGGGCAAGGCUAUCAAAGUCAACAUCAACAGUCGAGUCGUAGUGGACGCCGCAUUUUUCCAUGAAAUGCAGCCAAACUACUCCCGGCCGUCUCUCUGCGACAUGGAGGCGAAGGAAAAGGACGGCAUUGCCUUCUUUGACAUAGGUGCAAUGUUUAUGGAGGAACGUGAGCAAGAAAAGGAGAAAAUGCGAGGAGACGGCGUGGAACCACAAAAGCUGGACGAGGCCGAUGUAUUAAUCGCCUGUCCAACAGUGUGUUGCUUCAGUUUCAAGGAAAAGAUGUUUUUGGAAUGCGCAGUUAGUGCUCUUAGGGAUGUAAACUGGUCACCUGAAUCAUUUGACUGCCUGCAAAUUCCGCCAGAGAACAAGACACUUCUCUUAUCAAUGGCAAAAACCCGCUUGGGUUUGAUACCGACAGUACCCUUUGACGACGUAAUUGACGGAAAAGGUCAAGGACUCAACAUCCUUUUAGAGUAUGUCAACAAAUUAUUUAUGCAACAUAUCAAGACUUCCAUCCUAACCAGAGUUAGUGGGCCGCCCGGCGUCGGAAAGACAUUUACGGUUGAAGCAACAUCGGAAUAUUUCAAGCUGCCUCUAUACUCGAUAUCUGCAGGCGAGCUCGUUGUCGACCACGGAGAUUCCAAUGCGCUUGAACAACAACUUGAGACUAUUUUCAAGAUCGCUCAUCACUUCAAAGCCGUGCUCCUCUUGGACGAGGCAGAUGCGUUUAUGGAGCAGCGUACCUCUUAUCACGGUGCUCACAAUCGUCUGGUGACUGUUUUCCUCCGAAAGCUGGAGUAUUAUCAAGGCAUUUUGUUCUUGACUUCGAAUCGGGGUAUUCAGUUUGAUGACGCAAUCCUCAGCCGGAUCCAUUUAAUCAUCACGUAUGAAGGCUUGAGCAGGGAAUUUCGCAAGGGUCUCUGGUCAACCUUUUUGGCCAGGGCACAAACAGUUCAAGGGUCUGCCAAGAUCGAGGAGCACGACCUUCGGCGGUUGGAGGCUUUGCAUCUCAAUGGGCGCGAGAUCAAAAACAUCGUAGCAAUUGCACAUGCCCUCGCUGAGGCGAAUGCCAGCCAAGUGGACUACAAAUACAUUGAGUCAGCCGCCGGCUCACGUAAAAAAUUUUCGAAGGAGUUUGGCAGACAGAUGUAUAUCUAG